UCGGUUUCCCAAAUAUCGCUUGGCGGUCUUUUGUAUAUAGCAACCAGCCCAGAAUCGCAAAACCUCAUAUUUCCACAUCGCGGCACUAUUUUUAUUCACUCUCCUCAUUCUUUUUAUUUCCUUCUCGGUCUCUUAGUACAUCCUAUCUAGCUCAUAAAGCUAUUUUUCUUGACCCUCUAUUCACCUCACCUCGACAUCUUCUCCUCCUAUAUAUCUUUUGACCCCCCGGGUUUCUUUUCGAAUCAACCUCCCCACCACCACCAUGGCUACCCAGGUCGAUCACCACCAGAUGCAGACGCGUCCGCUGCAUUUGAAUAUGGCGACGCCGCUCACGCCGCAGACGCUCGACACGAUCCGGUGCGAGAUCACAAAGGAGAUGAUCGGAGUCAUUGCGCUGCACGCCAAAAACGUGAUUCCGUGUUCGCCGCCGCCACAGGUCAGCAAUAGCGGGCAGCAGUCGUCAGCGCGUCCCUCGACCAGCAAUGGCAGCCGCCUGCCCUCGCCGCCUGCCACGCCAAGCAGCACAGGGUCUUUCAACGAUCCCGCCGCUGGAUCUGUUUAUUACCAAUCUGGUUCUGCGGUCGAGGGUGCAGGCUGGCACACUGAUCUGCACACUCGUGUACCUGCAGAGAUUGCGGAGACGGCUGCCAAAGGAGGCACGAGGCAUGGAAUGCACCUGCCAUCGGAUCUUCCUGGCCACCUUGAUUGUGGCUGGCAAAUACCUAAACGACUCGUCGCCCAAGAACAAGUACUGGGCACGGUACUCUACUGUAUUUACUGUUGCUGAGGUCAAUUUGAUGGAAAAGCAGCUGCUGUUCCUGCUCGACUUUGACCUGCGCAUCGACAACAACGAUCUGAAUGACGCUGCCGCCGCCUUCCUUCCGGGCCCGCCCAAGGCAUCUGCGCCGCUGACUCCGACCACACCCACAUUCGGCGGCACCGCCGCCACGACCACUGCCACUGCCACUGCUACCAACAGCAGCAGCAGCAGCAGCAGCAGUAGCAGUGCGGUCACCGAGGUCUCUUCGGUGCCUGCGAUCGUCACAUCUCAGCCGCGUGAGGACUCCGCUGGUUACCACCACCCGACUACCUCUGGGCUGCAGCCGACGAAACAGUACCCGCCAACGCUGGGUCUGGAUAGCGUGAAGCACCGCCAUGCAAUGGACAAUAUGAUACCGCCGACAGAGGAUGCGUCGUCGAGGAAGGUUGCCGAGGAGAUGCAGCGGGUGCGGGGCGAGACCGAGCACUAUCAGCGGCAUCAUGGAAGAACACACUCUGUCGCAUCGAUCGAUAUGGUAAGCGCACGCGAGUCAAGACGGUGUUCUCAGUGAGCACCCUUGGUCAAGCCAAACCCAUCCUCCCACACGCUAUACUUGAAGGGACCACCACUGCCACCAAUGGCUCCCACUCCCUCUCCCCCAUACACCACGCCACCAAACCACCUUGUACAAUUUUCUCCUCACCACCCCUUUCCUUUUACUUAGCCAUGGACAUCCAAUAUGGAGGUCUGUGCAGCUCUCCCCGGUCCCCUGUCAGUGCCAUUGCUUUCAAGCCAACUCACACCCUUCCCUUGAACGAAACAACACUGUAUUCUUGUUCUUGUUUACAA
Messenger RNA from Linderina pennispora, 1609 nucleotides. RefSeq lists its product as uncharacterized. Lineage: Eukaryota; Fungi; Kickxellomycota; Kickxellomycetes; Kickxellales; Kickxellaceae. The record is from RefSeq and is a predicted model, not a curated record. The transcript is spliced from 2 exons. Bases 483 to 1331 code for a protein of 282 amino acids. Gene Ontology annotation, biological process: regulation of cyclin-dependent protein serine/threonine kinase activity. Gene Ontology annotation, cellular component: cyclin-dependent protein kinase holoenzyme complex; nucleus. Gene Ontology annotation, molecular function: protein kinase binding; cyclin-dependent protein serine/threonine kinase regulator activity.